Messenger RNA from Mercurialis annua (annual mercury), 925 nucleotides. Its product is annotated as vacuolar iron transporter 1-like. NCBI's taxonomy places the organism in Eukaryota, Viridiplantae, Streptophyta, Magnoliopsida, Malpighiales, Euphorbiaceae. The transcript has 4 exons. The record is from RefSeq and is a predicted model, not a curated record. Gene Ontology annotation, biological process: intracellular manganese ion homeostasis. Gene Ontology annotation, cellular component: vacuolar membrane. Gene Ontology annotation, molecular function: iron ion transmembrane transporter activity; manganese ion transmembrane transporter activity. The coding region runs from base 92 to 829 and encodes 245 amino acids.
UAUUCAUUCCAAUCAACAUAGAAAAACAAACAAAAAAAAUUUGAAAUUCAGUUCUUGGUUUUAAAUUUAGUGCUUAAUUUAAUUACCAAAAAUGGCACAAAACGGUCACAUUAAUCCAGAGAAGCAAAAGUUGUUGGUUGAAGAACAUGAAGAGAAACAUUUCUUGUCCAGUGAGAUUGUUCGUGACAUAAUCAUCGGUGUCUCCGACGGUCUCACCGUUCCUUUCGCCCUAGCCGCCGGCUUGUCCGGUGCUAAUGUGACGUCAAAUAUCAUUCUGGUCGCCGGAAUAGCUGAAGUGGCGGCCGGUGCCAUUUCCAUGGGACUUGGAGGAUAUUUGGCAGCCAAAAGUGAAGCUGAUCAUUACAUGAGAGAACUAAAACGAGAACAAGAAGAGAUUAUUAGUGUUCCUGAUAUAGAGGCUGCUGAAUGUGGAGAUAUAUUAGCAGAAUAUGGAGUUGAGCCACAUGAAUAUGAGCCAGUAGUAAAUGCUCUAAAGAGGAACCAUCAGCAUUGGCUUAAUUUCAUGAUGAGGUUUGAACUUGGAUUGGAAAAACCAGACCCAAUGAGAGCAUUACAAAGUGCAUUGACAAUUGCAAUUUCUUACAUACUGGGUGGAUUAAUUCCUCUUUCACCAUACAUCAUUUUUCCAGUUGCUAGAGAGGCCAUGUUUGGAUCAAUUAUAAUAACUAUUUUGGCACUUCUAUUUUUUGGGUUUAUCAAAGGCUAUUUUACUGGGAAUCAGCCUUUUAAGAGUGCUCUCCAAACAGCUCUCAUCGGAGCUAUAGCUUCUGCUGCUGCCUAUUCCAUUGCCAAGAUUGUUAGAGUUUGAUUUUUCUUCAUUCUCAUUUCUUGGUCUUAAUCUAUGACUAAUUGUGAUUUGUAUGGGUUUUAAUGUUUAAUAUAAUUGGGGCACAUUUCUUUUUAA